AUUCUCAGAUUUAGACAAAUAAAAUAACCACAUAAAACUGCAACAAUUGUCUCUAUAUGGAAGUAGCUCGUGUGUUUAUUUGACGUUUUUGACAGGGCGUCUGUCAUUGCACGCUCACGAAAUGAAAUCAUGAAAUUUCUUGGACAAAAAAAACUUUUGACUAUUCACGCCAGCUGACGAUUACUCAUCGAGUACACUAGCGUAAACAACGUAUAUAAACGCUGGUUUAACGCAGGUUAAACGUGUUCCCUUACUGGAUAACAACAUUCAGUUCUCAAAGAAUGUCACAUCGAUGUAUUCUCGUGCUGUGUGCUGUUUUGUCCACAGUAUUAGAUGUGAAUUCGCAGCCAGCGCAAUAUUGUCCUGACCGAUGGUUUAGUCACGUGACGGGCGGAACAACCACGUGUCUGUGGCUUAGCAACGAGAAAGUAUCAUGGACUAGCGCGCACACCUGGUGUAACAUCAUGCAGGGUAACCUGGUCGAGAUAGACUCACCCGCUCUCAACAGUAAACUAGCGAUGCUCAUCACCGGUAAACUCAAUGGUAAAUACUGGAUCGGCCUGACGGACAUGGAAGCUGAGACGGCGUACACAUGGUCGGCCUCCCGUCGCCCGGCGUCGGUGCACAAUUUCCCGCCGGGCCAGUCCAUCGGCGACAUUCACAAGAACUGCGUACACGUCGACGAGAAGGGACUGUGGGGCGUGGAGUCGUGCAAGGCAGAGUUCUGGUUCAUAUGCCAGAGAAAAAUAUAGAGCGAAAUAUGACACCCUACGGAUGCACUCUACGAAGAGGCUGAAAUACCCAUAAACAAACGUCGAAAUAAACACUCAGAGUGAAACAAGAAAAUACACUGAAUAACAAAGCAAUAAACAAAUAGAGAAGGAUAUCAAUCAACCACGGACUGUUCAGAGAAAAAUAACAAUUAAUUAAUAUGUGUGUUUGUUUUAGGAGACUGGGCAAUAAUUUAACAGAACACAUUUAAAGCCGUACAAUAUGUGUGCAUACUUUCAUCAGAGCUACAUUUGAAUGCCCUGGCGCUGGAAAAUUGAAUAAAUAAAAAAUAUUUGUUA
Dreissena polymorpha is the source of this 1070-nucleotide messenger RNA. RefSeq names its product lymphocyte antigen 75-like. Lineage: Eukaryota; Metazoa; Mollusca; Bivalvia; Myida; Dreissenidae. The record is from RefSeq and is a predicted model, not a curated record. The transcript is spliced from 4 exons. The coding region runs from base 282 to 752 and encodes 156 amino acids.